Messenger RNA from Passer domesticus (house sparrow), 2133 nucleotides. RefSeq names its product TOG array regulator of axonemal microtubules protein 2-like. Gene Ontology annotation, molecular function: microtubule binding. The transcript has 13 exons. NCBI's taxonomy places the organism in Eukaryota, Metazoa, Chordata, Aves, Passeriformes, Passeridae. The record is from RefSeq and is a predicted model, not a curated record. Gene Ontology annotation, cellular component: cytoplasmic microtubule; cilium. The coding region runs from base 170 to 1933 and encodes 587 amino acids. Gene Ontology annotation, biological process: microtubule cytoskeleton organization.
CAGCGGCAGCAGACGCGUCUGGCUCUGCCUCUCUGUGCCGAGCGCUGGCGAUCGGAGUCACCCGGCCUUGUUCUGAGGCUGGGCACCAAGCUCCUGUCGCUGGCUACACUGAGAGUGCUCCCAAAUUCAAACCCAGAUCCUUCUGCCAGGCAGAAGCACGGGUUCAAAGAUGGAGUUUACUGGAAAAGGAAAAACCUCUGAAGGAAAAGGCCUGUCUGGCUACCCGCUUGCCAAGAGGUUUUCCCUGGCAAGUCCCUCUAUGCUCCUUCCCUCCAAGCCAUUGCCUCCCAUCCAGAAGAGCUCUCCUUCUACCAAGACAAGCCUGAUAUGCAGCGGAGAGCGGGAGAAUGGGAAAGAUGGCAUUGGGUAUGCUGAGGGCAGGAGAAAAGAAGAGGAGCUGAGUUCAGAGGGACAAGGAUAUAAGGCUUCCUUGCUGUGUUCCAGUGGAGGGGAUAUGAAGAAGGGGUCAUUGGGACCACCUCUGAUCCCCCCCAUAGGCAAGGCAGUAAGUCCCUCUCUUGGCAGUGCUGCGGGCUCUCUGCAAAGCUCUCCGCAGCUGGAAUUCCAGGAGUCCCAGGAGAUGAGGUCAGGAUGCAGCAGCAGAAGCAAGGAGGAGAACUCUGAACAUGCAGGCGUGACUAGGUUCAUUUUCUCCACGUCUUUCCGGCCAUGUCCCUCUUCGCUCCUUCCCUCAAAGCCAUUGCCUCCCAUCAGGAUCAGCUCUCCUUCUUCUAACAAUAAUAAAAUGUACAGCAUGGAGAAAGAGAACAAGGACAUUGGCACUGGCUAUGAUAAUGACAGUAGAAAACACCAGGAGCAGAGUUCAGAAGAAAAAUGUUAUAAGGCUUCCUUGCUGUAUUCAAGUGGAGGGGAUAUGAAGAAGGGGUCAUUGGGACCACCUCUGAUCCCCCCCAUAGGCAAGGCAGUAAAUCCCCCUCUUGGCAGUGCUGUGGGCUCUCUGCAAAGCUCUCCGCAGCUGGAAUCCCAGGAGUCCCAGGAGAUGAGGCCAAGAUCCAACAGCAGAAGCAAGGAGGAGAACUCUGAACAUGCUGGCCUCCCACUGAGCCAGGCCAAGGAGAUGGAUCAUCACACCGAUCCUGGUCUUACGAGUGACACAGACCUGAGGGAAGGUUUUGGAAAGAUCCGUGCUGCAUUGUGCAUGUUGGCUCAAAAGAACUUAGAGCGGAAGGAUGCAGAGCUUUUGGAGAGAGAGAUGAAGAAAAGGAGGCAAAGGAACACAUCCUUGCAACCCAUUCUGGAGACAGUUGAGCCCGGGGAUGAAGCUGAAGCAAGCUUUAGCCUACCACCUGUUGAUGGCACAGCUUCUAGAGUGCAGAGAAAACACCCUGGUAGUGCCUUGAAGAAGAAGGUCUUGAAGAAGCAGGACAAUGUGUCCUUACUGCCCAAUAGGCCCAUCAUCCAUGGGGAUGGCAGCUUCCCACGCAGCUCCUCAGUGACCUCGCAGACGGCCACUGGUGCCCAGCGCCGAGAGGAGCCGCUCCGUGGGCAUGGGCAGAAGGACAGAGCCUCUCCAGACCCACAGCACUCCUUGCUGGAGGCACUCUCCUUGCUCAGCAGCGAUGACUGGGAGCUGAAGGAGGAGGGACUCUACAACAUCAAACACCUGGCUGGGUCCCAUUCAGAGGUCCUGCUUUCCAGACUUCAUGACAUUUGCUUGGCAGUUACCAACGAGGUGGCCAACCUCCGUUCCAAGGUGUCCUACUCUGCAAUUGUCACUCUGGGAGAGCUCUUUGUGACCUUGAAGAAGAACAUGGACUCUGAGGUGGAUGAGGUUGCUCGGGUCCUUCUGCAGAUGGUGUCCAACUCCCCAGAAUUUGUUCAGAAAGCAGCCAGUCAGACCCUGGGGAUCAUGGUGGAGAAUGUGACUCCUGCACGAGCAAUGACUGCUCUCAUGGACAUGGGAGUCAAGUAGGUUGUUCUUCUUUUAGUGAUAUUCUUCACCUUCUAGUGUGUGGGAGGGAGAAGGGAUGAGACAGAGAAUGGGAAUGCUGAGAGGGAAGGGUCCUGUAUGCUGCAUCUUCUGUGAACUCAGUGACUUCAUUCUCCAAUCAACAUCAUUUCUCUCUUCUUGUCACCUGUUUCUGCCCUCCUGCAGCCUAUUAGUUCUCAGAA